AGUUACCCAAAAUGGCCACCAACUGGAGGUGGUCCAUAUUGGCUUGUUUCUUGGCUCUUUUGGCCGGAACUCAGAGCGAGAAUCUUGGAGAUACUACACCCGGUGAGGAAGAGGAUUUCGGAGGCAGUACCAGUCCAACUUCCAUAAUCGACCAAACCACCGAUCGGCUCAUCAACGGGGAUCUCCGAAAGGGUGCCCGGGUGGAACCGCUUCCCGGGAGGAGACCCACCACCUCCGGCGACGAGCAGUACGAUGUGAUAGACGUCUUGGAGUCCACCGGCACGGUGGUGGGCAAGCCCAAGAGCGGCCAGACCACCAGAAUCUACACCACCGGCGAGGUGGAUGAGAACUUCUGGCUGAAGCACUUGGGCGAUGACUUCCGACAUGCGAUCCACUUGCAGGUCGGUGGCACCAACGAGGAGUACAAUCGGCUGAUCAACCAGACCCAGAACGGAGUCCACGAGGAGGUGCAUCACGAGUACCUGCCGGGAGCGGAACGGCCAGGAGCUGAUCCCCAGUCGGGCUAUGGAAGGGGGCAGAACUUUGACAAUCGGGCGGUGGCUUCGAAGCAACAGUAUCUGAGGCAGAGGCAGCACAAGCAACAAAGAUACAAUUUCGCACAACAGUACACACCCAACACACAACAACAACAACAACAACAUCAACACACACCACAGCAACACCAACACCCACAACAACAGUACCAACCACAAACAUCACACAGAAAUAUGAGAUAUCCGCAGAAACCGCAGCCACAACCCCAAAGGGGCUACAUUAUUAAUUCCAGCGAAGAUCAGCUCCACGCCGCCCAAUCGAAUCCCUCGCCGGUUAGGUCCUCCUCCGCCGGAGGAGGUGGCCCUGUUCCUGGCGAGGAGAGGGAGUCCUUUGGCAGCCAGCUGCCCUUCAAGUCGCCCUUUAACGACUACGGCAGUCGACCCACCAGGGAUCUCACCUACCUCCUCUACAAGAGGGGUCUCUAAAGUAGCCCUAAGAUCUUAGAUAUAAGAAACACAACAACACAAUACAUGAGGCUGAAACACACACAACAUGAUACACAACAAAAAACAUACAACAUGCAACAUACAACAUACAACAUCAAACAUCACAACAAAACAUACAGACACUUGAAGAAAAAUAUACAAAGGAAACACACAUCACACUUUCAAGGAGUAUGGGGUAUUAUUACAAAAAAAAUAAAUAUUAAAAAAAUAUAAAUAAA
Molecule: messenger RNA, 1219 nt
Organism: Drosophila ananassae
Lineage: Eukaryota; Metazoa; Arthropoda; Insecta; Diptera; Drosophilidae
Gene: Cp7Fc
Product: AT-rich binding protein
Exons: 2
Coding region: 12-980 (322 amino acids)
Source: RefSeq, a predicted model, not a curated record